Porites evermanni is the source of this 477-nucleotide messenger RNA. The record is from the annotation of a GenBank genome assembly. NCBI's taxonomy places the organism in Eukaryota, Metazoa, Cnidaria, Anthozoa, Scleractinia, Poritidae.
UUUUUUCUUAAGUAUCAAACACCAACUUCUGUUCCAGCCAAGGGAUCACGGAAGAGAGUAAGAAUUGAGAUGUCUAAAAACACAGCACACACUACACAAGGUUUGCUUAAACCUGUUCUAUUCUUUUUUUUGCUUUAUCAAAUCAUUUAAAAUUUCCGAAUUAGAUUGGUUGAGCCUUGGGGUAAAUUUUCCAGCAUAAGAUCACACUUGUGGCUGCUUACUGCUGGUGCAAAAUAUUUGCAUGAUAUUGAUCUUUGGUAUUUUUUUUAUCUAACAGAUUAUCUACGCACUCUAAAACAAAGUCCUAACAUUCCAUUUGAUGCACAAAAGACACCAAUGCAGGGAUUACUCAAGUCACCACCCUUGCCUAGAAGAACCCCACUAUAUGUCAAAGUAAAGAGGUCCACAGACACGCGACAGAAACAACAGAAACAAUCCAAGUCACCAAAGAGACAGAAAGCAGCUGACUUCUUUUAA